CAACGGCGCGGCGUCAAGCGCAUAACAUAAUAAGAAAAGCAUUUCAACAACAUGAGCGGGAAAAGCAUUACGCCCUUUUUAUAACAUAAAAUACAAAAUAUUGUAUAUUUUAACGCUUUUAAGAUGUCGUUUAGCUAGUCUAUCAAAGUGUUAUUUCAGGUCUUUAAGAUGAGUUCAAAGUUUUACAUUUACGGUGGCGGGCGUUGGCGGGAGAUUGAGUUGGACACUGGCAAUGUGUCGGGCUGGGGUCGUCCCAGCUUUGUGUACCUACAUGACGGGAAGCUGGUGAUGGCGAAGCGACGGCGGGUGCUGCGCGCGCUCAGGUCGCUGGCGGCUGGCCGUGCCUCCGCCGCCAAAGAUAGCUUCGAGUUAAGUGAAUAUGAACCUCCUCAAGUACCAAGUUUGAAAGACCGGAAGAAGUGUCAUGUCCACCAACAGCAGACAUUGAUCAGAUCUAUUAAUGAUGAUGAUUGUACACGAUGCAAUGAUGAAAGAUUCAACAAUGUAUUGAAAGUGACCAGCAGUGUGGGCACACAGUGCACCUCCACUGUGGACGCCAGCAACCAAGUCUCCGCCACUAUGAUCUCUCCACAAGCUUGUUCUAACAAUACAAAUUCACUUAAAACAUUACCAUUAAGAAGAAAAGGAAAAUUUAUUAAAAGUAAAUCAAAAAAUGUAAAUAAAUGUAAACAAAGAGAAGAUAGAGAACCUGCACAAACUGUUAUAACCAAAGAUCAUACAAAAAGAUUAGAAAAAACAGAUAAUUUAAAAAAUAGAGAAGAAUUGAUGCAGAAUACUAAGAAACAUAGACAAGAAGUAAAAGAAAUAUUAAUAGAAGAUGAUGUAGUUGAAAUUCUACGACGGUACCUGAAGAAGAACAACUUGGGAGUUGAUUCAGAGAGAUAUGAUGUUGAUGAUGCAUACAAAGAACAUGUGUUUUAUAAAAUCAAUCCACUGGUUGUUGUUGAACAAUGUCCUCAGAUAAAGAGGAUGCUCCAGGGCAGCAGAACUGAUGAUGUCUCCGAGAAGGAUUUCAUGACCAGUCUCGGUCUGCAGACUAACGCGGAGCGAGCCUCAGCCAAGAGAUACAGAAAUCAAAGCACAUCUUGUUCCUCAAUGCAAUCUUUACAAGAUAAUAACGAGAAUGAAUUACAGAAUAUCUCUUUCAGUUUACGUAAACGUACAAAACGUUUAAAAGGUUCAGAGUUUAAGAGAUAUAAAUCUUGUGAGAAGAAGGACAAGCAGCUCAGUCCGCAGAAGAUGAGAGAAGCUGUUUUAGUGAGCAGUAACAGUGACAGUGAUUUCCAAGAUUCACAAUUAUCACGCACAUUGCAUGUCCGGCCAAGAGUGAAUGGGUUGCGUGUCACCGCAUCACCUGUCAAUGCAGCACCUGGUGACAGCGCAGUGAGUGUCAGCAGAGCGGCACGCGGGUACUCGCCGCUGGAGGACCAGGCGAUCAUAUCGUGGGUGCAGCGCGACGGACGCGCUCACCUCGUCAACGGCAACCGAGUGUGGCGCCAGCUGCAGCCGCACCACGCCGCCACCACCGGCGUCUCGCGGACGUGGCACUCUCUGCGCAACCGUUAUCUGCGCCAUAUCCUGCCCGCGCUCUCCACCCUCGCGCCCGCACCACUCGCCGUCCAUCUGCGCGCUGCCGCCGCCACAGGUGAAAUAAAGUACCGGAAACAGAAGAAACCUGCCAACAACUCAAUAUUCGCGAUGCCCCGCGUACGUAGCGCCUUCGCCCCGCGACGCGCCCGUAUCGCCUCCUCACUCAGCCCCUCGCCCCCACCCACUCACCCGCCCAGCCCACCACGCAGGGCUAAGGCCAUCUCCUCGACAACGGUCAGUCCACCACGCAAGACCAGAGCCAUCUCCUCGACAACGACAAGUCCUCAACGCAAGGCCAGGGCCAUCGCCACAACGGCUAGUCCACCACGCAAGACCAGAUCCAUCUCCUCGACAACGACAAGUCCUCAACGCAAGGCCAGGGCCAUCGCCACAACGGCUAGCCCACCACGCAAGACCAGAGCCAUCACCUCGACAACGGCAAGUCCCCAACGCAAGGCUAGGGCCAUCUCCACGACAGCGGCCAGUCCCCCAUACACAGGCAAGCGCAGGGCCAUGGCGAACUCUACGAGCACAGCCAGCAGCUCGCCCAGCCCCGUGCCCACCGGUAGCUCCACACCCACACAACUCCAGAUCCAGGAAGUUCAUACUGUCCCAGGGAGAUCUAGACUUAGCAAACGUUACUCUGACCUGCGACGAAUAUUCCAAGACGUGGAGGAGUCGUCGGACGAGGCGCCGCGGGUGCUGCGCCCCCGGCCCUCGCAGGCGCCCCGGCCUUCGCAGGCGCCUCGGCCCUCGCAGGCGCCCCGGCGCUCCGUCAUGCAGGACUCCGGACGCGCGCUGCGGCUGGAGCCCAAGAAGAGACGGCUCUAUAACCCUGAAGUGAUUUGAUACAAAAUAUGUGUUGUGUGGAGUGACAUUGUGCGGACUACAUGUGGACUGCAACAAACAUUUUACAGUCAAAUUAUAUUUUAUACCAAAUCAAGACUAAAAAUUAUUAAUUCAACAUUAUUUACUAGCCCUUGCUUCAGUUGAAAGCUUAAAUAACACAACGGAAGCAUGUCAAAUGUGACACGUAGCGGCCAUUAUAAUAUUUCACUUUAUUAAUUAUUUUGAGAAAAUUCUUAUAUAAAGUGAAGUUAAUAUUUUAGAAUU
Papilio xuthus (Asian swallowtail) is the source of this 2724-nucleotide messenger RNA. RefSeq lists its product as uncharacterized. Gene Ontology annotation, biological process: protection from non-homologous end joining at telomere; telomere maintenance via telomere lengthening. Gene Ontology annotation, molecular function: telomeric repeat DNA binding. The transcript has 7 exons. Lineage: Eukaryota; Metazoa; Arthropoda; Insecta; Lepidoptera; Papilionidae. Gene Ontology annotation, cellular component: shelterin complex. Bases 169 to 2460 code for a protein of 763 amino acids. The record is from RefSeq and is a predicted model, not a curated record.